AUGGCGCCCGGGGGUGUCCGCCCCGGCUCAACAUGCACGAUGGGCGCUGGGCGGGGAGUUCACAGACGGCUGCCUCACGUGAGGAGCUGAAAAGGGAAGCGCCGGGGGUGUCUUUUCCACCGUGAGGAUGAAAUCCCUGCUCCCCACUCUGCUGUACCUCUCGCUUGUGCUGCUGGGGCCUGGCGGGCUCCACUAAAUGAGACACUGGUGAUAAAUUUUAAUAUUACACACUUGUCAAAACACAGCACUAUUGUCGAACUGCCUGAUGAGGUACAGUUGCCUGCAGGUCACACUAAAACAGACUUCAAAGUGAAAGCAGAUGAUGUGGGACAAGUAACAGUUUAUCUUUACACCAUUAAUUCCAACUUAACUGGACCUAGGAUCCAGUUUCAGGUGAUUCACAGCAUCAUAGUGAGAUAUGCUGAUGAGGUGAUUGGCUGGAUCUAUUUCCUGGCUUGGUCCAUCUCCUUUUAUCCUCAACUCUUUGAGAACUGGCGACGGAAAAGUGUAGUUGGACUAAGCUUUGACUUUAUAGCAUUAAACCUUACUGGCUUUAUAGCAUAUAGUGUGUUUAAUGUGGGACUCUUCUGGAUUCCCUUGAUUAAGGAGGAAUUCCUAGUCAGCUACCCCAGUGGGGUGAACCCUGUGGCUAUCAAUGAUGUUUUCUUCAGUCUCCACGCAGUAGCUCUCACUCUCCUCAUCAUCAUUCAGUGCUGUAUCUAUGAGAGAGCAGCUCAGAAAGUAUCCAAGGUGGUGGUUGGACUCCUGGCACUUGCAUGGAUCUUCACCUUCACAACACUGUUUCUUGCUGCAGCUGAGGAGAUGACAUGGCUACAGUUCCUCUUCUGCUUCUCUUACAUUAAGUUAGCAGUCACACUGAUAAAGUAUUUUCCACAGGCAUACCUGAACUUCUGCCGGAAGAGUACCGAGGGAUGGAGCAUUGGAAAUGUAUUACUGGACUUCACUGGUGGAACCUUCAGCCUUCUCCAGAUGUUUCUACAGUCAUACAAUAAUGAUCAGUGGAAGUUAAUCUUUGGAGAUCCAACCAAAUUUGGCCUGGGUGUCUUCUCCAUCAUCUUUGAUAUUGUUUUUAUGGUCCAGCACUACUGCCUUUAUAGGAGACAAGGAUAUGAACCUUGUGAAUAA
Molecule: messenger RNA, 1146 nt
Organism: Indicator indicator
Lineage: Eukaryota; Metazoa; Chordata; Aves; Piciformes; Indicatoridae
Gene: CTNS
Product: cystinosin, lysosomal cystine transporter
Exons: 10
Biological process (GO): L-cystine transport
Cellular component (GO): lysosomal membrane
Molecular function (GO): L-cystine transmembrane transporter activity
Source: RefSeq, a predicted model, not a curated record